UGCCUCCGGUGCUGCUGCCCACCUCGUGGCCCUGGGUUUCACCAUCUUUGUGGCUGUGCUUGCCAGGCCUGGCUCCAGCCUGUUCUCCUGGCACCCUGUGCUUAUGUCUCUUGCUUGCACCCAUGUGGCCAACUCUUGCCAAGAAAUUGUAUCCAGUCCCACGUCAGAGAAACAAAGCUUGUGAAUCAUUUAUAACUGCCACAGCUCAAACCUUGUAUUUGCUGGGUAACUCAACAGAGAUGACAUUUCAGAAUGGCACCUAGUGUAGAGAGGCAUCUCUCCCUGAUUAUUUAGGGCAGAUGUUCUGUCCCAGAUGGGCUUCUCCACUCCUUUCUCAUCAAAUGGACACCAAGUGGGGAGAAAAUAAAGAGGAAUCAGCCCAGAUUGGCUGACAGCUUAGAGGGUUAUCUAAAGUUCUUUUCCUUUCUGCUGCGACUGCACCCUCACUUGAGUUUCCCAUCCCUGUCUCCCCAGUUCUCCUUCCUGAUGACUGAGGCACUACUGGUGUUCUCUCCUGAAAGUUCACUGCUGCACUCCCUCUCGAGGAAAGGUCGAGCACGCUGCCACUGGGUGCUGCAGCUGCUGGCCCUGCUGUGUGCGCUGCUGGGCUUGGGUCUUGUCAUCCUCCACAAGGAGCAACAGAGCAAAGCCCACCUGGCCACGUGGCAUGGACGGGCAGGGCUGCUGGCUGUGCUGUGGGCGGGGCUGCAGUGCUCAGGUGGGGUGGGGCUGCUGUACCCCAAGCUGCUGACCCGAUGGCCCCUGGCCAAGCUCAAGCUGUACCAUGCCACUUCAGGGCUGGUGGGCUACCUUCUGGGUAGUGCCAGCCUCUUGUUGGGCAUGUGCUCCCUGUGGUUUACUGCCACAGUUACUGGUGGGGCCUGGUACCUGGCUGUGCUAUGUCCUGUCCUCACCAGCCUUGUCAUCAUGAACCAGGUGAGCAAUGCCUAUCUGUAUCGCAAGAGGAUCCAGCCAUGAACCCCUCCUAACCUAGUGGAACUCUGGACUUGUCCCUCAGUAUACAAGCUGGGGCUAUGACCACCUGGGCUCUCUCAGUUGACUGAGUCAAGGGGACACCUCAAGUACUGGGGCAGUCAGGGUUGGGAGGAGAGCUGUGUGUGACAUCUUUGUUCUUCAUGCUAGAGUGCCUCCUCUUCUCUAUCCAUUGUCCCAGAGGACCACAUGGAUCAUGUGUCUGAAUGAAGUUGGGGUUGCAAGACUGCCUCCCCAGCAAAUCAGUAGUGGUAUUUCCAGAAAUUACGAGGAAAAAAAAAAGUAAAAUAAAAAUGACUGAAAAGACUGGAUGGGAGGAGCA
Molecule: messenger RNA, 1315 nt
Organism: Loxodonta africana (African savanna elephant)
Lineage: Eukaryota; Metazoa; Chordata; Mammalia; Proboscidea; Elephantidae
Product: transmembrane reductase CYB561D2
Exons: 3
Coding region: 487-978 (163 amino acids)
Cellular component (GO): endoplasmic reticulum
Molecular function (GO): heme binding; transmembrane monodehydroascorbate reductase activity
Source: RefSeq, a predicted model, not a curated record